AUGAUGAACUCGCCGUCACGACUGAGGGUCCUGCGGCAGUAUGGAAGCCAUAGUUAUGAUGACAGUGACGUUUCUCUGAAUUCUAAUAGCGGCAGACCUCUGAAUUCCAAGAUUCCCAGCAAGGCCAUUAGUCCAAACAACGACACUAACGCCAGAAACACAAGCAGCACGACAAACAUGGUGGUAUCGUCGAUAUUCUACAAUCCAACCAGAAGAAGAACUCGACAUCGUCGAUCCAAUAGCAAUUCAUCGAUUCAUGAUAAGAAUGGUUCUUCUACUACUCGCAAUAAUUCACAACGUGCGUAUUACGACGAUGGCUUUCGAUCGAAUCCGGCAGCGAGAUGUUUGGAUGCUCCCACUGCGCAUUGGAUGAAUUGGGUGGAACAUUCCAUUGAUUUCUUUGGUUGCGAUGCACAGAAUGAAGGUUUCUUGGGAAAGGCACUGGCGGAACUUGGUAAGGAUCGAAACGCUUCCAACAAGGGCAUUACCGAUGAUCGACGGGAUUACUGUCAGAUGCACGAAGAAUUUUUUGAAUCCUUAUUGAAAGAACAACUCCUGUUGCAAGAUUAUUCGCAAGAGUUGGCCUAUAGCAGCACUGGGAUAUCCGAUUUGGAAGAAGCUACUAGUUUUGACAGCAACAAUGCCGAAGAUGAUCUGUUGCAUGCGGAUGACACCUCAAUUGUGUCGAAUAAUUCUACAGCCUCUUUGAAUCCCAUCAGUACUUCAUCGAUAACGCCCAGUACUACUUCCGAAAAGGACAAGUCGGCAACGCCUCCUCCGAAAAAGAAGGAACGGAGGAUACCCUACUUUCACAAAAUUUCCCCAAGACGCAAACGUGUGGCUCCCAUUGAGGCGUACAACCGACAAUACAAUCCAGAAUUGUUUUCGUCAGACUUUCAAAAGCCCUCCAAAGGCGAAAUCCAUUUGGAUGGACUGAUCCAGAAACGAUUGCCCGAACCCAUUUCCUUUGUGCAUCCACAUGCCCAACUCCAAAAGGACAAGGGUCGGGGAGUAGCGCUGGGGAGCAAUAUUUGCGCCGAAGGCAAGGAUGCGACCCUGGAGAAAUUAAGGGACAAGAUGAAAUUGGUCAUUCAAGUACGAGGCAAUGAACGCAAAUCGUCUCUCCUCAAGAGAGAUGCCAAAAUUUCUCAAGAAACACCCAGCUUUAUUGAAACGAGGUCCAUGAUUGAAAUGAAAUUGGGCUUUUUGUCCUUGCAAUAUGGUUUGUUGUUGCGAUGGGACCGCAAGACGGGCAAGGUUCGAUUUGUGUGUUUGCGCAAAAUGUGCCACGAGUCCUUUUACAAGGUGGCCCAACAACAAACGAGCACCAUUCAAGCGAUUCAAAUCCAAAAGAGUGAAUUGGAUGCUACACCCUUUAUCGUCACUGCAUCCCAGAAUGGAAUUGGUGGGGCGAAUCAUGCCAUUUAUCAACGGGUGUCGGGAACGGAAGUGGUCUUUGUCUCGGAACCUUAUCGGAUCGAACCGCCAGAUUCCUUUGCACCCAGUAUCAUUACUUUGCAAAUCCAAUCCGUCACGGGGAUUCACCCAAAGCAAAAAUGGUCCAUGAAUGUCACUUUUGCGGGCCAUUCCGAAAUGGCCAUACUCGAAUAUUCCAAAGACAAGAAACGAUUUGUACCCAAACGACCAUCCAUGGUAUGGGAGGUUCCACAACAGGCGACGAAUCAAAAUAACGCUACUAAUUCCAACCUCGAGACCAUUGAGGAAUACAAUGGUGACGACGAAGAAAAAAGGAACGAUUUGGAUCCCUCCUUGUUGAAUCUCGAAAUCCGUCUCUUUGAAAAGCAAAAACGAAGGUCGUCUUCGUCCCGAUUAUCCGCCAGCAUGACGUUGCCGCUGGCCAGUUUGAUUGCCCAGCCGACGGCCACGAAUUUCAAAUCGUGGUCGUUGACCAUGCCCUUUGGGAAUGCUGGGAAACUGACUCUUAACUUGCAACAUCGAUCCGACUAUACCCAUUGGCUCUAUCGUGAAUUGGAUCAGCGCCGAUUGGAAGAAGUUAGCUGCUUGCAACAAGAACAAGAAGCUUGGAAUCGACAACAGCAAGAAAUUUGGGAAGAACAACCGGCGUCACCAGACUUUUACGAUUGGCUAUGCGGAGUCUGUCUGCAAUAA
Messenger RNA from Cylindrotheca closterium, 2130 nucleotides. NCBI's taxonomy places the organism in Eukaryota, Bacillariophyta, Bacillariophyceae, Bacillariales, Bacillariaceae. The record is from the annotation of a GenBank genome assembly.